CACCACAAAUGUAGUCGUCAUUGUGGCAGAAUUGCAGUGCACUGGACUGAGCAGAGCAGGGUACCAACCAGGCUGCUGUCAGUGAGGGGUGGGGUCCGGCUGCACUCAUACCACCUAGCAGAAGCUCACAGAGAGGCGGACGGGAGAGAAAAGAAAGAGAAGAAAGAAGACUGAAAUAAAGACAAGAGAAGAAGGGGGGAGGCUGCACCUGAAGAGGGAUAGAAACGGGAUGAAAGGAGACACCCCAGUGAACAGCACCAUGAGCGUCGGCCAAGCCAGGAAGCUGGUGGAGCAGCUGAAGAUCGAGGCUAGUUUCUGCAGGAUAAAGGUUUCAAAGGCCGCGGCGGACCUGAUGGCGUACUGCGACGCACACGCCUGCGACGACCCCCUGAUCACCCCGGUGCCCACCUCAGAAAACCCCUUCAGGGAGAAGAAAUUCUUCUGCGCUCUGCUUUGAAACAAAUCAGGGACUGCUGCGGUAAAAAAUAAAAUAAAAGUACAGCUGUAAUGUACACACAUGUACAACGUGUACAUGUACUUCCAACCUAAAUAAGACAUUAAGUGUACUAUAGUAAGUUUGCGUCCAAAAAGCUGCCAAUGUACAGUACAGACAUCCAAUAUGAGACGUCGACAGCUAAGAUUAAUUGCAAUUAUGAUAAAAUUAGAUCAAUAAAUUGUCGGAAACAUUAAAGUUCCAGGAGGUUGAAAACACACUUCAUGCUCAAAUAUACAAGUAACUACCAAACCAGAGUCAGUAUUCUUCACAGUUACAUAAAACUUUAACUUUUUUUAAACUAAACCCAAACUACUUCUAUCUUUAUUUACUCGUGUUUUGGCAGUUACCUGUAUCUCAGCUCAACAGCUGUUUAUAAUUCAAGUCUAACAGGUUCGUGGAUCAUUUCUAUAAUAUUGCUCGUGUGGAUGUGGAGGCGUGUAUGCAUAGGUGCUACUGUGAAAACUCGAGCAACAAAUACGAGCAUUUGGUCACUUGCGAGUUCGAUAUUUUAUAGUUUAACAGCACACAGACCCCUAAACCAACACAUUCCUGGGUGUGGUUAGGGACAGUCAAUGUAGAGUCAAAGCCAUCGCAGCAAAAUCAGCUAGAAGUAGAGCRUCGCGUGAACGUUUUUUAUUGUUUAGAACAGAAUACAGCGGUUUCAUCCAACUUUUACAGAUGUACUUUGGAUUUAAGGGGUAGUUGUCAGACACCAAAUCUCUCUUCCAGCUGAGGAAGUAAUAUUUUUAACUCUCUGUAUCUACAUUUAAAAUAAAGAUGURUUCUGUUGAUCAUACCCAAAGAGAAUAGAAACUAACCCUGAUGUUUUUGGACAUGAUUACCCCCGUUUGAGUCAUUGAAAAAGCUGUGUACCCUGCAAAUAUACAAUCUGGAGCUUUGGGAGGAAACUAUGAUGGAAACGUAAAAGAAAUAAAACCUCCCGUCAAAGGUU
Messenger RNA from Austrofundulus limnaeus, 1448 nucleotides. RefSeq names its product guanine nucleotide binding protein (G protein), gamma 3 (gene gng3). The record is from RefSeq and is a predicted model, not a curated record. Gene Ontology annotation, biological process: G protein-coupled receptor signaling pathway. Gene Ontology annotation, molecular function: G-protein beta-subunit binding. Bases 230 to 457 code for a protein of 75 amino acids. The transcript is spliced from 3 exons. Gene Ontology annotation, cellular component: heterotrimeric G-protein complex. NCBI's taxonomy places the organism in Eukaryota, Metazoa, Chordata, Actinopteri, Cyprinodontiformes, Rivulidae.